UGUGUGUGUGUGUGUGUGUGUGUGUGUGUGCGUUGGUGCGGCCGGAUUAUAGGGACAUUUUACCUGAAUACAUACCGACUCUGUGAGGACAUACCGUAACAAUAAGGACAGGGCUGAUGUCCUCAUAAGUCUAGCAGCGUAGAGUGGCGUAGAAGGGUCUCACAAACCACCUCCCGCUUUUUCUCAAAAUGUCCUAAUAUGUACGUUACACCUGAUUUCCAGUGUAUGCCAGUGUAUCCUCAGAGUGUAUAAUCUCCCUCUAUUGAAAAUUCGGUGGUACUGCAGCGCCAUACACGUUUCAGCCUUCAAUGGACGCGUUUGAUUGGUUGAAGGCUUUCCUGCUCAGCGAUUGGCUGCACCUGAUGUCGGUCAAACUCGAGGCGCUUCUGAUUGUCUGCAGGUGUGACGCAGUGAAUUUUUAAUUAGCUAAACUCCAGCAAAGUUUAUCGCUGUCGAUUGUGUCACCUGUGCAAGUUUAAGGUAAGUUUAAUAUAUGAUUUUUGAAGUUCAGUUUAUAUUUAGUCGUACAUUUUGUAACUUUAAUGUUUGUGUGCAUGUAGUAAGUUACAUUAAUAAGGCAUGAGAUUGUUAAUAAGGAGAAUGAGAUCGCAUUCAUUUGCUAUAUUAUCAUCAUGGUGGGUAGUAAAAUAGUUAAAUUAAAUGGAUUAUUAUUUUUCAGUUUUUAUAUUAUACAGAAAUAUGUGAAAAUGUAAACAGAAGCGAAUGAAAUUAAAUCGUCAGGUCGCGUAUGGCGUGGUCACGGUUUCAGUCAUGCACAUGGCAGCUCUUAAAAACAUAAUACUGUAAACAACCGCUUGAAAUAUACCCUGUAGUGAUUCUAGUGUUGUUUUAAAAGUAAUACUGUACAAUAAAUUGCAGCUUGCUGUGUUUCGCCAUCGUAAAUUGGCUUUAGGACAUAAACGUAAUUGACCAGGUGACGCGUCAUUCCAGCUGUUAUGGUUUUAUGAUUCAGAAAUAUUUUAUGUAACUGUAAUCUUAAAUCAAUAUUUGUAUUGUUUUGUCAUAAAACACCAACGUGACACUGCUUUACUUGUUUCUUCUGUUGAUGGUUUAGGCCAUAUAACGUUAUAUUGUUUUAUAUUAUUGUGUUAAUUAUUUACACUUUUCAUACAUAUAAACAUGCCAUUUACAUUUUACCAUUUGCUUAAUCUGACGUGGCAGACGUUCACCUUACAAAAAUAUUCAAACGUUAUGCCAUAGAGCCUAUUGUUUAUUUAGAAAUGCAUCUGACAAAAUUGUACUAAUGUAGUAUAAUGCAAGUAAUAUUUAUUAGGACCAUAUACUCCAUGUGUUCUUUGUUUCUAGUCAACAUGUUGAGAAAGAGGAGAAUUAAACCUGAACAGGAUGCCAAAGAGCAUGUGUUGUCAGGCAAAGACAAAGCCUUCAUUGAGAAACGAUACAUCAACGCAUUUAAAGGACGAGGUGUGUUUGCACUUGAACACAUUAAACCAUCCACAUUUGUUGUGGAAUAUCGUGGAGUACUGUCUCAAAGUAAAUAUGUUGAUGACAUUCAAGGCAACUACUUGUUCGAUUUCACAUGGAAUGGAGCACAUUAUUGCAAAGAUGCUUCAAAAGAGGAUGGAUCGCUAGGACGACUGGUGAACGAUGAUCACAAAAAUCCAAACUGCAAAGUCAAGACGGUUGUUGUUGAGGGAAAGCCACACCUGUGUCUAUUUAGUCUAAGAGACAUUUGUCCAGAUGAAGAAAUUACUUACAAUUAUGGGGAUUCCUCUUGGCCCUGGCGUUCAGUAGAAUUGUGUGAUGAGAUAUCGGUGGCCGUGGAUGAAUCCAUUGAGGGUACUUCCUCAUCAGUAAAAGAGAAAGAAUUGUGUGAUGAGAUCCCAAAGGCCAUGGAUGAAUCCAUUGAGGGUCCUUCCUCAUCAGGAAAAGAGAAAGAAUUGUGUGAUGAGAUAUCGGUGGCCGUGGAUGAAUCCAUUGAAGGUCCUUCCUCAUCAGGAAAAGAGAAAAUGCCCUGUAACAACAAACAAAUGUCAGUGGCCAAGGAAGAAGUUUCAGCUUUUAAUGAAAAUGAAAUGUGCCAUCAUGAAGUUCAUUGUGCAGUAAUAUCCAGUUUGGAUUCUUGUGUAAAUUGCAGUGGACCCGUGUCUAGUCGAAAAUGGCUUGGCUUAACAUGCAAAUUGUGUUCAAGAACAUGGCACAAAACCUGCUUCAUGAAGAAUGAGAAAUUGAUGGAUGUUACAUUUUCCAGUUCUGAAGAAAGCAGUUCUGAUGAAGAGUAUACUCCCCAAGCCGAUAAAAGCAUUGAUGAAUCCUCUGAUGAAUUCUUCCCAGAUUCAAGACAAAACAGCGACAGCUGUGAUAGUCUAAUUAUCAAUACAAGGAAUCCACCAUAUUGUAAGACCACUCAACUUGUUUCAGAGUCUAAGAAGGCAAAGAGUGUGUCUCAACCCACUCACUGUUCAUCCACUGAGCAAGAUAUGGUCAGUGACAUAUCCAGCUCUGCUCAAGAUCUCAUAUGUAAUGAUCAAGACAAAACCACAAGCAAUACAGAGAUGCUUCAGAGUUUUAAGAAAACACCAACAGAGUCUUGUGAUAAACAGUCAAACCUCAAAGACACUUUUUCCACCCACGAAAAUUACUGUUAUGUGUGCAAGAAACCUCAGUCUAAAAUUGCCCGUCACUUUAAAAAGCAUGAAGACAGUGAAACGGAAAUUGCGGCUGCAUUUCUGCUUCCUAAACACUCCAAGGACAGAAAAAGGUUACUUAAGAAGCUCCGAAACAGAGGCAACUAUGAACAUAAUCAAGAGGUUAUGGAGAAUAAGAGUGGACCACUGAAGGUUAGAAGACGACCAGUAAGAUCCGAGAUCGAAUUGAGUACCAAAACAUACGUGCACUGCAUAUACUGUAAAGGCCUGUUUGUACGCAAGGAGUUGUGGCGCCAUACACGGAGAUGUUCUUCAAAGAUUUGUUCCGAAUCUGAAGCAACUGGUAAGGCCAAAGUUCUAGUUUUGGCUGAUAUUGCAGAGUCAACAUUCUCUCAAGCAAUCUCUCCUGAAGUGUGGAAAAUCUUGGGAAAUAUGAAGAAUGAUGACAUUUCAUCUGUUGUUCGAAAUGAUUUUCUCAUACUGCAGUUGAGUCAGAGUCUUUACAACAAACACGGAAGUGAUCCAACGAAAUUUGAAUACAUCAGACAGAAGGUACGGGAAGUGGGCAGACUCUUGCUAAGCAUGAGAAAAAAAUUCUCCAUACUUAGCUUUGAAGAUGCUUUGAAGCCGAACAAUUUUUACAAAGUCAUUGAGGCCGUGAAAGAUGUUGCUGGUUAUGAAGAAAAGAGCCACUCAUAUAAGACACCAAGUCUUGCACUAAAGUUAGGACAUUCACUUAACAAAAUUGCUGACAUCAUUCUCUGCAGGGCCAUUGCAGGAGAGGAUGAUGCUCUGACAAAAGCAGCAGAGCGAUUCAAAAGACUCUGCUCAAGUGAAUGGGCAGAACAUGUCUCCCAUGCUGCUCUUGCUACUUUAAGCAAAUCAAAGUUUAACAAACCAUCUACCAUACCAUUCACACAUGAUGUGCAGCUUCUCCACCAGUGCCUAGAGAAGAAAUCAGCUGAGGCUUUUGAAAACCUGAAAAACCACGAGUCUUCACAGGCAUACGCAGAACUCGCCAAAGUGACACUGGCACAAGUAAUCAUCUUUAACCGACGUCGUGCAGGAGAAGUUUCAAAAAUGACACUUGAGUGUUUUAUGAAAAGAGACCAAACUGAGCUCCAUGAGGACAUAGCUCUUGGUCUAUCUCCGUUUGAGCAAAAAAUGUCCAAGCAUUUCAGCAGAGUAGAAAUAAUGGGCAAAAAAGGGAGAAAAGUUGCUGUUCUGCUAAGCCCUGAUCUUGUUGGAGCAAUACAACUUCUUGUGGACAAGAGAGAUUCAUGUGAAGUAGAUGGGGACAACCCCUUCCUAUUUGCAAGACCAAAGUGUUCAGCCACCAGUUUCUUCAGGGGACAAGACUGCAUCAGGCUUUUUGCAAAUCAGUGUGGUGCCCAGAACCCUGAAUAUCUCAGAUCUACACAACUCCGUAAGCAGGUUGCAACAAUGUCCCAGAUUCUUAAUCUAAAGGAUAAUGAGCUGGAUCAGCUUGCCAAUUUUUUGGGCCAUGACAUUCGGGUCCAUAGAGACUUUUAUCGGUUGCCAGAUGCAACUAUAGAAAUUGCAAAAAUCUCAAAGCUGCUACUGGCAAUGGAGAUAGGAACCCUUGGAAGUUUCCAAGGAAAGUCUCUUAGUGAAAUUGAGAUUGAAGAUGAAAUUGAUCCUGAAUUAGAUGAGGAAGAAGUAAGUGAUGAAGAAGACGAAGAAUCGGAUUCUCUCCAUGGAGUAAAUGGAAACAAAAAAAGGGUGGACCAUGUAAAGUCGACCCAGGAUGAGGAGACCGAAAGUUCCAACGGAAAACAAAAAAUGCCCCCCAAUGAACCAGUCAGCUCCACAGGAAAACGAAAAAUGCCCCCAAAUGACCCUGUCAGCUCCACAGAGGCCAAAUCAAGGAGAAUAGUGAAAAGGCCAUGGACCACCAAUGAAGUGAAUGCCGUUAUGAAACAUUUUAAAGUCCAAAUUUCAAAGGGACAUCUCGCAACAAAGGCAGAGUGUGAGCAGUGCAAGACUGCAGAGGACCCGGUGCUAAGAGAAAGAACUGUACAAAACAUCAGGGAUUUCGUGAGGAACCGAGGUUUGAUGUUGAAAAAAAAUUGUUCUUAGACAGAUCAUGGUCACCUUCUUUUAAGGUUUGUGGCUUUUGUUACUGUAAGUUUACAAGUUAAAUGACUGGCUGACUAUUGUUCUCUUGUUAAAACUUUAAAAUCUCUCAUUUCCUUAGUUAAACCCAGAUCGUCCUUACAAUACUAGAUCGUCAUGUACAUACACACAUUUAACUAACACCUGAUUGAGAGAACGAUUUGGGUUUAGCUAGAUAUCAUUCACAUACACGCACCUCAGAAACUCUUAAUAAAUGUCCAUGUUAACCAAAAUUGUCCUCACAAUCAGGUAUUAGUUAGGUGCAUGUGUUUGUGUAUGUGAUUGAUGUCCAGGUAAACCCAAGUUGUCCUCACAAUUAAGUGUUAGUGAGGUGUAUGUGUAUGCGAAUGAUGUCCAGUUAAACACACAUUGUCCUCACAAUUAAGUGUUAGUUAGGCGCGUGUGAUUGUGUAUGUGAUUUGAUGUCCAGAUAAACCCAAAUUGUGCUCACAAUUAAGUGUUAAUGAGGUGUGUGUGUAUGCGAAUGAUGUCCAGGUAGAUCAAAAUUGUCCUCACAAUCAAGUGUUAGUUGUGCGUGUAUGUGUAUGCGAAAUGAUGUCCAGGUAAACACACAUUGUCCUCACAAUCAAGUGUUAGUUGUGCGUGUAUGUGUAUGCGAAUGAUGUCCAGGUAAACACACAUUGUCCUCACAAUCAAGUGUUAGUUGUGCGUGUAUGUGUAUGCGAAUGAUGUCCAGGUAAACACACAUUGUCCUCACAAUCAAGUGUUAGUUGUGCGUGUAUAUGUAUGCGAAUGAUGUCCAGGUAAAUCCAAAUUGUCCUCACAAUCAAGUGUUAGUUGUGCGUGUAUGUGUAUGCGAAUGAUGUCCAGGUAAACACACAUUGUCCUCACAAUCAAGUGUUAGUUGUGCGUGUAUGUGUAUGCGGAUGAUGUCCAGGUAAACACACAUUGUCCUCACAAUCAAGUGUUAGUUGUGCGUGUAUAUGUAUGCGAAUGAUGUCCAGGUAAAUCCAAAUUGUCCUCACAAUUUAAGUGUUACUGAAGUGUGUGUGUAUGUGAAUGAUGUCCCAUUGAACCCAGGUUUAUUCCCAUAGUGAAGGGUUAGUUAUAUGUGAGAGUACAACACUACAAACCUUGGUUACUCUUGAAAUACCAUAUACAUGUUGAUGUAUAAAAAAUGUUUCGACAGACUGGUGUUAAGAUAUUGUUAACCCAAAAGUUAAUAAAAGGAAUUGAAAAGUU
Messenger RNA from Misgurnus anguillicaudatus (oriental weatherfish), 5966 nucleotides. Lineage: Eukaryota; Metazoa; Chordata; Actinopteri; Cypriniformes; Cobitidae. The record is from RefSeq and is a predicted model, not a curated record.